AUAUCGAGACUUACCGUGCAACCAAACACGGCUCCUCGUCCCGCAACACGUCAUUCCUUUCCUACAGACGAAGCUUUCUAUCUUUCACUGGCUACCACUACGGUGUUUGAGUGAUGAUGAUAUAAUCUUUAUAGAUACAGAACGGGGAGGUAUUCAGAGAUUUUUCUCACGGGUAAGCUUUAGUAUAGAAGGGAAAAGGCACAGUUACCUAUCAGAAAAAAAAAAAAUUUCGGGCACAGUUCGGUGUCUUGAGAAGGAUUCUCUUCCACUAACUGAAGGUGUUUCUAAAGAAGGCAAUCGAGGAAAAUUAUAAUGAAAAGUACCGAUUCUAAACAGAACUUACUAUUGAACAACCGCAACCCAGAGGUUCUUUGGGCCCAACGCUCUGAUAAGGUUUAUCUGACUGUUGCCCUGCCUGAUGCAAAAGAUGUAUUUGUGAAAUGUGAGCCUCAGGGGCUGUUUAGUUUUGUUGCUCAAGGGCUGCAAGAUGAAUCCUUUGACUUCAGUUUGGAACUUUAUGGCCCAAUUGUGCCCGAGGGUUGCAAAACUGAAGUUGGGUUGAGGAACAUUCUAUGCUCAAUCCAGAAAGAGCAGAAAGGUUGGUGGAAAAGGCUAUUAAAGUCAGAAGAAAAACCUGCUCCUUACAUUAAGGUUGAUUGGAAUAAAUGGUGCGAUGAGGAUGAGGAAGAGUCAGCUUCUGAUUUGGCCUCUGAUGAUGACACUGCUGAGCAGUAUGUUGGUCAAGAUGAUGGAAGCAGCGAUGACGAAGGAAUGCUCUAUCUUCCUGACUUGGAAAAGGCGAAGAGGAAACUAGCAACAAGUGACUUCUGACAAGCAACAUGGAGCUGGUUUUUAUGUUCCGACUACUCAUCAAAAUAGGUAGGAACGGUUGAAGAAUUAUGGCCAUGACUUGGGGUUUGUAUACAGAUCUGAUUUUCCUGAUGCCCAAAAAACAGCAGCACCUUUUAAUUUUCAUAUUUACUUUUAACUGGCUUGCAUGCUUGGAGUUGGAUACCUGAGUGGGUUUAUAAUCUGAUAAUAUGGUGUUCUAAGGGUUUGCUGAGUGGUUUCCCUUCUUCA
This is a messenger RNA of Juglans regia (Persian walnut), 1080 nucleotides long. Its product is annotated as co-chaperone protein p23-2. Gene Ontology annotation, biological process: chaperone-mediated protein complex assembly; protein folding. Gene Ontology annotation, molecular function: protein-folding chaperone binding; Hsp90 protein binding. Bases 313 to 831 code for a protein of 172 amino acids. NCBI's taxonomy places the organism in Eukaryota, Viridiplantae, Streptophyta, Magnoliopsida, Fagales, Juglandaceae. Gene Ontology annotation, cellular component: nucleus; cytosol. The record is from RefSeq and is a predicted model, not a curated record. The transcript has 7 exons.